AUGGUGACCAAGUUCUACCAGCAUGUCCUAACUUUGGUGUUUGCAACGAAGGAGAUCAAUGAGAAUCUCAGCAUCUUGACCAAUGUCACUCUUGGUUUCCACAUCUGCGACAGCUACUACAAUGCAAGGAUGACCUAUCACAGCACCCUGGACCUGCUCUUCAAAUCAAAUGUAUAUGUCCCUAAUUACAAAUGUGGUAAACAGAAAAACUUAAUGGCCGUCAUUGGGGGACUCAGUGCUGAUAUCUCCUUCUACAUGGCAGACAUCUUAGGUCUCUACAAAAUCCCACAGCUCACAUAUGGCUCAUUUGCUCCAGAGGAUGCAACAGACGUCCCUUCCUUUUACCGCACGGUGCCAAAUGAAGCCCAUCAGAAUAUGGGGAUUGUGCAGUUGCUUCUCCACUUCAGAUGGACGUGGGUUGGGCUUCUUAUUGUAGAUGAGGACAGUGGAGAACAUUUCUUGAAGACCCUGGAACCACUGCUUGCUCAGAAUGGCAUCUGUUUGGCAUUCACAGGAAGAAUCCCAAAGCAAAGCAAUUGGGAUGAAAUGUCAGAGAGUUUUGAUCUUUUCAGAAACAGAUAUCAACAUUUCAUAGACAGUAAAAUAAAUACAGUAAUUCUAUAUGGAGGACCUAUGGCCAUAAUAUCAUUGACCACUGCAAUGCUUUUUGAAGAUUCUGCAUAUGAGGAAAGUGUAUCAAUUAGAACAGUGUGGAUUUUGACAGCCCAAGUUGAUUAUGUACUAACCAGCCUUCAAAGGAUCUUCAGUUUCAACUUCUUCAACAAUAUCCUGUCUUUCACAGUUCACUCUCAUAAGGUUCUUGGGUUCCAGAAAUUCCUUCAGAUUGUAAAACCUGAUUCCACACAGGAAGAUGGCUUUCUCGGGUGUUUCUGGGAACAAGCAUUUCACUGUUCAUUUCCAAAUUCCAAGGAGCCAAUGAAAGAUAAUUCCACAUGUACUGGGGAGGAGAGGCUGGAGAGCCUUCCUGGUUCUAUUUUUGAAAUGCAUAUGACUGGCCACAGCUAUAGCAUCUACAAUGCCGCCUAUGCCAUAGCACAUGCUUUGCAUGCCAUGGUUUCAUCCAGAUACCAUUGCAGAACAAUGGUGGGUGGCAAAAGAAUUGACCUUCAAGGUCUCCAGCCUUGGCAGCUCCAUACAUUCCUUCAAGACAUUUUGUUCAACAACUCAGCUGGAGAAGACCUGUCCUUUAAUAAGAACUGGGAAAUGGGAGCUGCAUUCGACAUCAUGAAUCUGAUUACGUUCCCAAACCAUUCCUUCAGCAGAGUGAAAGUUGGAAGGGUGGAUGCUGAUGCUCUAGAAAGAAGCAGAUUCAUUGUUCAUGAGGAUAUGAUUGAGUGGCACAGUAUUUUUAACCAGGUGGUGCCCAUUUCUGUGUGCAAUGACUACUGUCGUCCUGGUUAUCAGAAGAUAAAGACAGAAGGGGAGAUGUUUUGCUGCUACAACUGUGAUCCAUGCCCAGAAGGAAAGAUUUCAGACAGCAAUGAUGCGGUUGACUGUAUUAAAUGCCCUGAUGAUAGAUUUCCAAGCAAGGACCAAGAUGGAUGCAUCCCAAAAGUUCUAAGCUUCCUGUCCUUUCAAGAACCUUUGGGGAUCAGUUUAGCCUCUGUUGCUGUUUCUUUUUCUCUCAUCACAGCCUUAGUCCUAGGGAUUUUUGUUAAAUGGAAAGACAGCCCCAUUGUCAAAGCCAGCAAUCGGGAUAUCACCUACACUCUCCUUGUUUCCCUUCUGCUCUGUUUCCUUUGUUCAUUGUUGUUCCUUGGACAACCAACAAAGAUAUCCUGUUUCUUCCGACAAGCUGUUUUCAGCAUCAUAUUUUCAGUAGCUGUUUCUUGUGUCCUGGCCAAAACCAUCACUGUGGUUGUAGCUUUCAUGGCCACCAAACCAGGUUCCAAGAUGAGGAAGUGGGUAGGGAAAGGAUUGACUAACUCCAUUAUCCUUUCAUUCUCCCUCAUUCAAGCAGCUAUUUGCAUGGUAUGGCUAGGAACAUCUCCCCCAUUCCCAGAUUUUGAUACACAGUCAUCGAGUGAAGAGAUCAUCACUGAAUGUAAUGAAGGGUCUGUUCUUAUGUUCUAUAUUGCCCUAGGCUACAUGGGAGUUCUGUCCAUCAUCAGCUUGACUGUGGCUUUCCUAGCCAGAAAAUUGCCUAGCAGUUUCAAUGAAGCCAAAUUCAUCACCUUCAGUAUGUUUAUAUUUUGUAGUGUUUGGGUCUCUUUUGUCCCAACCUAUCUGAGCACCAAAGGGAAAUACAUGGUAGCUGUGGAGAUUUUCUCUAUCUUAGCCUCCGCUGCUGGCUUACUGGGUUGUAUUUUUUCCCCAAAAAGUUACAUUAUUCUGGUGAGGCCUGAGUUGAAUGAGAAGAAACAACUAAUUAGGAGAACAAAUUAA
Gekko japonicus is the source of this 2406-nucleotide messenger RNA. RefSeq names its product vomeronasal type-2 receptor 26-like. The transcript has 5 exons. Gene Ontology annotation, cellular component: membrane. The record is from RefSeq and is a predicted model, not a curated record. Gene Ontology annotation, molecular function: G protein-coupled receptor activity. Gene Ontology annotation, biological process: G protein-coupled receptor signaling pathway. Bases 1 to 2406 code for a protein of 801 amino acids. Lineage: Eukaryota; Metazoa; Chordata; Lepidosauria; Squamata; Gekkonidae.